AUGAGCGUGUCAGCAGGAGAAGCCAAUCAGGCUUUCCCAGCUUCUCAGGCCAUGUCGGGCCCCGAAGUCGCUGCUCCUCCCUCGGCUCCCUCUCGUUCUCGACCUCAUAGACGCAGAGGUAGAGGUGGGCUUCCAAAUAAUGCAGGCCGACAACAGUCUCGACCUGCCCCUUCAGCACAAAAUCAGUCAUCCGAGCAAUCGCAACCAUUGCAAGCACAGUCAGAUACAGCGCCAGCUUCCAAUCAACCGACCGAUUCGUCUCGCUCACACAGAGGGAACCGAGAUGGGAGAGGGCGACGAGGUCGUGGCAAUGGAGCUCCGCGGCGAGGUCAGAAUCAAAAUGACGGGCAGGAUGGUCUGGCAAAUCAACCAGGAACACAACAGUCUCGUGGGAUGAGAGCGCGGGGGUUUCAGGCCCGGUUGACGAGGCCAGACCAAAAUCCCGAUGAUACUGCGGUGCAAAAUGGAGGAGAAUCAAGCGAGGUGGGACUCAGGGCUGAUGUGCCAGAGUUUGUGCCGGGGAUGCCACUACCUCCGGCCGUGUCAACAUCUUCGAUAUCGACAUUGCCUGCCAAAGGCAAGGGUAAAUCAAAAGCCAAGGCACCGCAGCCGCUACCGAAAGUGAUGACGAAGUCCACCGCCGACAACAUCGCAACGCGGAUUCACGAGGAUAUCGCCCACAACCUUUAUGAAUGCCCGAUCUGUUGCAGUGAGCUUGGCCGCCGCUCUAAAAUAUGGUCGUGUGAACUCUGUUGGACGGUUUUCCACUUGAGCUGCGUCAAAAAGUGGUCCAAAAAUGAGGGUGCAGCGGCCCAGAACUCUGCUAGACAGGAACAAGACGGACAGGACUCCCUGGCACCUCGCGCCUGGCGUUGUCCGGGCUGCAAUCUUUCGCAUGAGGUCUUUCCCUCAACCUAUACCUGCUGGUGUGAGAAGGAUGUCGAUCCUCGGCCGCUUCCUGGUCUGCCCCCACACUCAUGUGGCCAGACAUGCUCUCGGUCUCGCAAGGGUUGUCCUCAUCCUUGCGAUGCCACUUGUCAUGCUGGCCCGUGUGCUCCCUGCACCGCUAUGGGACCCACUCAAGAUUGCUUCUGCGGUCGCAACUCCUCGACUAAAAGAUGCCAGGACACGAACUAUGAUGCUGGGUGGAGCUGCGGCGAGAUAUGUGGCGAUCUUCUGCCGUGCGGCGAGCACACCUGCCCUCUUCCUUGUCACGAGGGUUUGUGUGGCGCCUGUGAGGCCAAGGUGGAUGCCCGUUGCUAUUGUGGCAAAGUCCAGACACAAAUGCUAUGCAGCUCCAAGGAUGACGACCUGGAAAGCCGCACUGUUCAUGAAAACGGCGCAGAAGAAAAGUGGACUGGCUGCUUCGGAUGUGGUGAACCUUGUAAUCGAUCCUUCGACUGCGGUGUGCAUUCAUGCCAGAAAAGCUGCCAUUCCCAGGACGCCCUCCCGACCCAUUGCCCUAGAUCACCCGACGUGGUUAACAAGUGUCCCUGCGGCAAAACACCACUCACCAAAAUUCCGAGAUUUAGUCCUCGGACCUCUUGCGAGGACCCCAUCCCCAACUGCUUGGAACCAUGCGGCAAGACCCUUCCAUGUGGCCACCCUUGCGAUCAGAUCUGCCACACUGGUCCUUGCGGUACCUGUAUGCGCCGCGUCUCGAUUCACUGUCGAUGCGGUCGCAAUACCUCUGUUAGCAUCUGCCACCAAGGCAACACCGAACCACCCCAAUGCUUCCGGGUUUGCAAAUCGACUCUGCACUGUGGCCGCCAUACGUGCACUGAGCGAUGCUGCCCCGGGGAACAAGCCGCAGUUGAUCGUCAGGCUGCGCGGCGCAAACUUAAGCCGCACCUCCGUCCCAUUGACGAGGACAUCGAGGCAGAGCACAUCUGUACGCGAGUCUGUGGUCGAACGCUGAAAUGCGAACGCCACAAAUGUCCGGAACUCUGCCACAAGGGUGUAUGCAACACCUGCCGAGAAGCAAUUUUCGAGGAGAUCUCGUGUAAUUGCGGAAGAUCGAUCCUGUUUCCGCCGCAGCCCUGUGGCACGCAGCCGCCUUCUUGCACUUUCCCAUGCGAGCGGCCCAAGGCCUGUGGCCACCCCCAGACCACGCAUAACUGCCACACGGACCAGGACAACUGUCCUAAGUGCCCGUUCCUGACCGAAAAGCCGUGCCUGUGCGGCAAGCGGGUGUUGAAAAAUGUGCCUUGCUGGCUGACAGACGCGCGCUGUGGUCAGGUCUGCGGCCAGCCCCUCAAGUGCGGUUCCCAUUUCUGUCAGAAGGAUUGCCAUCGGCCGGAGGAAUGCGAGGACGCGACCAAGCCUUGCCAGCAGGCGUGUGGGAAGACCAAGACGCUUUGUGGUCACCCUUGCACCGACCCCUGCCAUGCACCCUACCCAUGCCCCGAAAAGGCACCGUGCUCGUCCAUGCUCACUGUGACAUGUAGCUGUGGACGACUGCGCCAGGAACGGCGCUGCAACGCCGCUAAGGCCGUGGCCUCUAAGGGCCAGUUGCAGCAGCCUCAGCGCCUGCCCUCGCUCACGCCGCUGGCGUGCGACGACGAAUGCUCCCGUCUUGAACGCAACCGCUCUCUGGCGUCUGCUCUCGGCGUCGACAUCAACCAGACAACUACCGCGCAAGCAAUCUCCGCCACCAACCUCCCAUACUCCGCCGAGACCUUGGAUCAAUACAUCACUCUGGCCUCGUCUGCGCCUUUGUCGACAGUCCAGACCUAUGAGUCGAACCUGCAUGCUCUGGCUGCAGACACAUCUGUCCGGUCAUUUCGCUUCCAGCCCGCGAAGCCGAGUCUGCGCGCCUUUGCCCACUCCCUUGCCACAGACUGGGGCUUUGUUACCGAAAGCUAUGACGCGGAACCCCACCGACACGUCUUCGUCCUCAAACCCUUGACAUGGAAGCCUCCGAUUUUUGGACUAGGAAGUGGCUCGUCGAUUGGGAUCGGCGGCAUGAGCGUGCGCGAGUGUGUGAAGCUGCGCGAGCGAGAGCGCACCAAAGAGCGCGAAGCCCAGCGCGUCGCUGCCCUCGAAGCAAAGGCCGCUCGUGAUGCCACCAAGGCGCAAUUAAGCAGCACGGAAGAUGGCUGGGCGCAGGUAGCCUCGCGCACUAAAAAGGCCGGGGCCGACGGAGCCAGCACUACUAGCACUCGCAGCACAACCCCGGUCUCGACUUCUUUGACUGGCGGGUCUAUGUUUGCUGCUCUUGCGGCGGACAGCAGUGCUGCCUCGACGGGCGCGAAGAAGGAACGUCUAGUUCUGCGCUCGGGUGUUGGCGCGGGCAAGUCUUUGCGCUCGCAGCCUGUUGCGGCGGAUGUAGUCGAUAGUUGGGAGGAGGCUGAAGAGAAAGAAGAGCAGAUUGAGCGACAGAAGGAGGAUGUGAGUGAGGAUCUGCACCACCAGGAGGAAAGCGGGUCUGGUCCACAGGGUCCUUAA
Penicillium alfredii is the source of this 3447-nucleotide messenger RNA. RefSeq names its product putative NF-X1 finger transcription factor. Bases 1 to 3447 code for a protein of 1148 amino acids. The transcript has a single exon. Gene Ontology annotation, biological process: negative regulation of transcription by RNA polymerase II. Gene Ontology annotation, cellular component: nucleus. Gene Ontology annotation, molecular function: zinc ion binding; DNA-binding transcription factor activity, RNA polymerase II-specific; RNA polymerase II transcription regulatory region sequence-specific DNA binding. Lineage: Eukaryota; Fungi; Ascomycota; Eurotiomycetes; Eurotiales; Aspergillaceae. The record is from RefSeq and is a predicted model, not a curated record.